This is a messenger RNA of Cyprinodon tularosa, 2335 nucleotides long. RefSeq names its product adhesion G protein-coupled receptor G1 (gene adgrg1). The coding region runs from base 406 to 2292 and encodes 628 amino acids. NCBI's taxonomy places the organism in Eukaryota, Metazoa, Chordata, Actinopteri, Cyprinodontiformes, Cyprinodontidae. The record is from RefSeq and is a predicted model, not a curated record. The transcript is spliced from 15 exons. Gene Ontology annotation, molecular function: G protein-coupled receptor activity. Gene Ontology annotation, biological process: cell surface receptor signaling pathway; adenylate cyclase-activating G protein-coupled receptor signaling pathway. Gene Ontology annotation, cellular component: membrane.
UUUGAUUGGCAGGUCUGCCGCUUUGAGCGCCUCUGAUCUCUGUGGUCCUCGUAGCCUUAACGCUCGAGACGCUUUAAAUUAGACGCUUCCCAGCCGCGCUCCUUCCUGACUUUUUAAUUCUCUUCCAACUUUUUAUUUUUAUCUCUUUCUUAGGAAACUUCAUAAAACGUGCAUGUAUGCUAAUUAGCAGGUGAGAAGGAAUUACUCUCCUUCCUUUCUGUGAAAUACGUAAAUUCGGCUCCUCUUUUGAAGAAGCUUAGGCCGCGCGCGGCGUGUUCCGGUCCACUUCCGGCCUCCUCGGACUCGUUGGGUUCGGAUCCGUGGACGUGGAAAAACUCACCUGGAUCCUCGGAGCUUCAGACGUUCAGGUGAAGCACAAAGAAAAACGCAGCAGGGCUGGCAACCAUGAAGGGCGGAAUGGCAGAUCGUCUAAAGAUGGGAGUUUUUAUCAUCAUGCUCGUGUCAGUUGCAGCUUCAGAUGAACAUGACCUUUUCCUGGAGUUUUGCGGCAAAUGGCGACACAACAACUCCGACCUGAGUCUGAACAUCAGCGUCUCUGAGGGCUGCUCUGGCAUCACUGUUUCAGCCAACGAGAGCUCUUUGUCUGUCAAAGGAAGCGUCACAGCUAAGUGUAAAAGGAUGGAAGUGAUUCCUCUCAUGAAGUAUCCAGAAGAGGAUCUAGACUUCUGUUUGUACUGGGAGCCUCUGCUGGACCAGCUCACGCUUGAGGUUGAGAAAGAAAGAUUCAUUCUCUGCCCUCCUUCAAGUCCUGCAGAAAAAUGUUGCACUGAUCUGAGUCAAAUCGGGAUUGCGCUUGAUUCACGCUAUGGCAUCGCCGAUGCAAGAGUCCGAACUGAUGGCGUUACAGACAAAACCAAGUCAAGCUACAGCUUCCAUGGAGAAAUCACCAACUGCAAGAAAUUGUGUGACCAGGCUAACCAGACCUAUGUGAAAGGGUCUCAAAAUACUCAACAUCCCUGCGCUCAGAAAUUUGUAAAAGAGAUAAAGAAAGCUAUCAGUGAUGAGAAAGUCUCACUUAAGGGCACUCCUACUGUCUCCAUCCCAUCCACCAUGAAAACAAAAAUGAAGGUUGAAAACAAAGUGUCCGUCACCUUUUUUAAGAAAAACUCUCUGUUCCAGGUUGGCUACGAGGAGGUUCAGCUUCUCAAUGAUGUGGUAGAAAUCACAGUGGAGAAUGAGAUCAUCGCUAAUCUGACUGAGCCCAUAAGCAUCGACUUUCACCAUAACCUCCUACCUUGGAACUAUAAAAGGAAAUGUGUUUCCUGGGACACUCUGAAAGAUCCCUUGAAGGUGAACUGGUUGGUGGAUGGAUGCAUGACAAAACGGAAAGGAGCGAAGCACACGGUGUGCGAGUGUGACCAUCUGACUUACUUCUCAGUGCUGGUGCAAAUGGAGCUUAAACCAGUGCGCCACCUACUGGCCCUCUCUGCCAUUUCCUCUGUGGGCUGCGCUACAUCCUUCAUCAGCUGUGUCGCCGUCAUCAUCUUUUUCUGCAGGAACAGGAGGCGAUCAAAAGAGCAGUCCAUCACCAUCCACAUGGGCUUAGCCGUGUCCCUGGCCGUCCUCAGCCUGUUCUUCUUCUUUACCGGGGUUCUGGGCAACGUGGAGGUGGAGAGCAUGUGUAGCUGGGUGGGCGCCAUGCUCCACUACGCCCUGCUCAGCUCCCUCACCUGGAUGGGGAUAGAAGUGUUCAACACCUUCUGGAUGGUCUACAUGGUGUUCAGGCCGUCCCCGAGACCCUUUGUGUGGCUCCUCAUCGGGUUUGGUCUCCCAGCUGUCCCCGUUGCCAUCCUCUCUCGUGUGGGAAACAUCUAUGGUGUUGUAGAGAUUGUGCCAGCCGACGACAUCUCCACUCCGUAUCGGAUGUGUUGGAUGAACAUGAGCGACCAAAAGACAAUCCUGGCUGCAUCUUUCACCACCAUGACGAUGCUGGUCAUCUUGGUGUUCUCUGGGGUCAUCAUGCUGUUCCUGGUCUACCGGGAGAUCCGCACCAGGGACGAAUGGAAGCAGAGCCGAGUGGCUUUCCUCAGCAUCUGGGGCCUGAGCUGCCUCUUUGGAACAACUUGGGGUCUCAUCUUCCUGAACUUCAGUCCCCUCGCUGACUUUUACAACUUCCUCUUCUGCUUCCUGAACUCUUUUCAAGGUUUCUUCCUGAUGGUGAGGUUCUGCAUGCUGGACUGGAUCCGCAGACAGGCCAGCAAGUCGGUCCUGGGCAGCACCAGCUCUGGAUCUGUCAAACAACACAUGCUGCAAACCACAGAGAAGAGUUAACCGCACUGAGUGAAACAUGUGGAGUCCAGUUUAACCUGUUUAU